ACCGACAGCGACACCGGGACCGACAGCGACACCGGCACCAGCACCGGCACCAGCACCGGCACCAGCACCGGCACCAGCACCGGGGCCUCCGCCGCCCCGCUGCGCUGCCGGGAGCGCGCGGAGCCGCCAGCAGGACGCGCCGCUGCCCAGCCCCAAACCCAGCGGAGGAGGCGAAAAUGGGCCGAAAAAAAAUCCAGAUCAGCCGGAUUUUGGACCAGCGGAACCGGCAGGUGACCUUCACCAAGCGGAAAUUCGGGCUGAUGAAGAAGGCGUACGAGCUGAGCGUGCUGUGCGACUGCGAGAUCGCCCUGAUCAUCUUCAACAGCACCAACCGCCUGUUCCAGUACGCCAGCACCGACAUGGACAAGGUGCUGCUCAAGUACACCGAGUACAGCGAGCCCCACGAGAGCCGCACCAACUCCGACAUCCUCGAGACGCUGAAGCGCAAAGGGUUGGGGCUGGAGAGCCACGAGCUGGAGCUGGAGGAGGGGCCGGAGCCGCCCGGGGACAAGGGCAGGAGGAUCGGGGAGGGCGUGGAUCUGUCGCUGGCGCGGCCCAGGUUUUAUAGCCCGGUGCCGCUGCCCGAGGCCGCCUACGGCAGCUCGUCCCCGGCCACCGAGGGCAGCGGCAGCAGCUCCCCGCAGGGCCAGGGCCGCUCUCCCGCCUUCAGAGCCGCGGCUCCAAAGCCACCGGGACGGUCCCCAGGGCCACUGCCCCCAGGGCUCAGCUACCCCCUGUUCCCUGCCGCCAGCCUGAGCCGCGCCCUGGCCACCAAGACGCCACCGCCGCUGUUCCUGGGGGCCGAGGGCCGGCGUGGCGAGUGCCAGGGCAGCGUGGCGAGCGGCCGGAGCGGUGCCAGCGCGGCGCGGCCGCUGUACCCCGCCCUGCAGACGCUGAGCCCCGUGCUCAGCCCGGGCAGCUCCGGCCUCCCGAGCCACGGCCUCGCCGGCUUCCCCUUCCUCAGCCCGGCCCAGGCGGAUUUUGGGGCUGGCGAGGUCCCGCCGCCCCCCGGAUUCCUGCAGCCCCCCGCAGCGUGGCAGCACCCCCGGGACAUGGCAGCGCUGGGGGCCAGCAGCCGGAUCGUCCCCGCGGAGGAGCCAGCCGCUGUCCCCGGCGUGUCCCCGCAGCACCAGGCCAUCAGCAUCAAGUCGGAGCGGGUGUCGCCGGGGCUGGGCUGUCCCCCGGGCACCCCCCAGCCCCCCCUGGCCAGCCUGGCAUCCCUCAGCGAAGCCUCCCGAGCCCCUGGCGACCUCCAGCCCCGCGAUGACUUCGCCAAGGGCUUCCCCCCGUACGCGCCGGGGCCGCCGCGGCCGCUGCCGGACGAGCAGAGGGUCCCUGUCCCCCCUGUCCCCACGCGGAGGGGACAGCCCGUGGACGUUUGGCAGAGAUAGCGAGGCCGGCGGGGUGCGGGGAGGGGGAACACCCCUCUCGGGGGAGCAGCCCCCCGCUCCUCCCCCGUCCCAGCCCCUCGGGAAGCCCCCCCGUGCCCCCGGUGCCACCUGCAGGGUCACUGUCCCCAUCCUUGAGACCCGUCCCCCCCCUCCCCGGCGCCCCCAAAUGCCACCAGGCCCCCUCCUUUCGGCUGUGCCCCCCGCGCGGCCAGGAGCCCGGCGCUGUCGCGGUGUCCUGCGCGGUGGCGCUGGGCGCUGUCCCCUCCUGUCCCCGCGCCUGUCGCCGCGCCAGCAGCGUGUCCCCAGCGAGCGGGAGUGGCCGGGAAGUGCCACGCGGUGGCAGCAGGACUGAGAGCGGCGGCAGCGGCUCCAAUUCCGGCCCAACCCCGCGGAGAUUGGGGACAGGGGACAGGGGACAGUGCUGCGCCCCCAGCCAGGGGCUCUUUUCUAUUUAUUAUCCUCGCACCAAUAAAGAGCUGGGGGGCUCGGGCUGUCUGCUGUGAGGUU
Molecule: messenger RNA, 1898 nt
Organism: Onychostruthus taczanowskii (white-rumped snowfinch)
Lineage: Eukaryota; Metazoa; Chordata; Aves; Passeriformes; Passeridae
Gene: MEF2B
Product: myocyte enhancer factor 2B
Exons: 9
Coding region: 177-1391 (404 amino acids)
Biological process (GO): positive regulation of transcription by RNA polymerase II
Molecular function (GO): RNA polymerase II cis-regulatory region sequence-specific DNA binding; protein dimerization activity; DNA-binding transcription factor activity, RNA polymerase II-specific
Source: RefSeq, a predicted model, not a curated record